This is a messenger RNA of Capronia coronata CBS 617.96, 1011 nucleotides long. RefSeq lists its product as uncharacterized. The record is from RefSeq and is a predicted model, not a curated record. The coding region runs from base 1 to 1011 and encodes 336 amino acids. Gene Ontology annotation, cellular component: mitochondrion. The transcript has a single exon. NCBI's taxonomy places the organism in Eukaryota, Fungi, Ascomycota, Eurotiomycetes, Chaetothyriales, Herpotrichiellaceae.
AUGAACGAUGACACAGAUGCACUAAAAGUUCUUGUCCAAUGUAAACGACUUAGAGGGAAACAUGCGAAAAUCGGACCGAACCUCAUCCGUGAACUGGAUGGGGCGGUGAGAAGUGCUAGACACUCGGCUCUUUGGGAUGUUGUGUUUCGAGGGUCACGGUCUGGACUAGAUUCACGGUCUGGACUAGCUGUUGGUGUUGGUGUUGGUGAUUCACGUGAUAGUGGUGUUGACAGUGAUGUUGACGCUGCUGGAGCUGACCAUGAUGCAAACGCAGAUCCUGGUAUAGAUACAGUCGAAGUGGACGACACACCAGCCAUAUCAGAUACCACAGCAGGCUCAACGAUCGGCGUUCUCAUCGGCACAAGACCUGCCACGAAAGGUGUGGUGGAAAGUAUGCGUCGGUCGACCAGGGGAUUGGUUUGGAUCAUGAUGGAAGAAAUUGAAGUUGAAGAGGAACAGAAAGAGCAAGAUGAAAUCGAAGCCGUAGCUGAAACUGAAACUAAAAGGGGGACCGAACUCGAACUCGAAGGAGAAGGAGAAGUUGAAGCUGAAGUUGAAGCUGAAGCAGCAGCAAUAGGAGAAGGAGAAAGAAUUGAGCAAAGCGAGUCUGUGUCGACAUGCAGUAUUCCGGACCGAGAUCAAUAUCAAACCAAGGACACUGAUAACCACAGCCCCAGCAACAGCCCCAGCAACAGAAGAACCAAGAAUACACCAACCACCCCAUCAACCAGAAAUGGCAUUUCUGACAGAGUCUCACCUGCUCAUCCCCAUUCCCAUCCUAUAUCGACGGUGCGAGGCCGCGUCGUCCAAAUCCUAUGGAACCAAGCCGCGCGCGACCUGGGGCUUGAGGGGAUCGACGUGGUCAAACGGUACAACGGCAGCCAAGGAAGCGAUGCCGAAGGAGAUGAACAGGAAGGAGAAGAAGAGGAAGUGGUGUUGAUGCGCUCCGAUGGUGGGAUUGUUUGGGGUGGUAGUACUGGUGGUAGUACUGGUGGUAGAAAACAGUGGUAG